This is a messenger RNA of Ascochyta rabiei, 3495 nucleotides long. RefSeq lists its product as uncharacterized. The transcript is spliced from 3 exons. Gene Ontology annotation, biological process: maturation of LSU-rRNA from tricistronic rRNA transcript (SSU-rRNA, 5.8S rRNA, LSU-rRNA); maturation of 5.8S rRNA from tricistronic rRNA transcript (SSU-rRNA, 5.8S rRNA, LSU-rRNA). Gene Ontology annotation, cellular component: nucleolus. Lineage: Eukaryota; Fungi; Ascomycota; Dothideomycetes; Pleosporales; Didymellaceae. Bases 1 to 3495 code for a protein of 1164 amino acids. The record is from RefSeq and is a predicted model, not a curated record.
AUGGGGAAGCGGACGAAUUUCGAGACCGAUCUGGGGAGCGCGCACGCAACCAAGCGCCAGAGGAUCGAAGGUGGCCACGACCGCCAGUCUCCACGCCCGAAUGGCGCAGGUGCCGAGGAAGUGCACUCGGCGCGCGACCUGCAGAAGGCCCUGUACUUUGACCAGAACGCGACGGCCGAGUUUCGCAACGGCCUCAGCUUGCUCAAGCGCUUUCUCGACUCGAUCCUCUACCCAGCCGACGAGCAUGACGUGCCCCGCCGGCGAGCCAUACUCGGCGAAUACCUCAACACACAGAAGGGCAAGAGCCAUGAUGAGAAGCACGAGACGCUUCUGCCGAACCUCAUCCAGGCCUGGGACUGGGCGGCUGAAACCAACUUCGACGCCAUCCUCGCCCAGGUCACCGCCGUGCUUGCCCUCGUCUUCAAGGUCCUGUCCAGCCACUCCGAGCUCAGCGAACACGGCACCCUACUUGCCAAGACCAUACUGCAGCCUUCUGUUGCUCGUCGUCUAGUCCGCAGUACCUCUGCUGCAUCGAACAAAGAAAACGUCAUCUCACCGGCUCUCAGAUUGCUCACCGAACUCACCAGGUUCAAUGAAGGCGCACACGCCAGAGCUGUCUACUCGAAGAAGGACUUCACGCUGGAGCCAAGGAUACUGGGGCGGAACAUUGCGCUGUGGAAGGAGCACAAGGGCAUGUCGGUUGCGGACAUGCACAAGAAACCGAGCGUCAGGACUACGGCCAUCCGCUACCUGCUCACGCAUCUGAGGCUGCAGGAUGAACGCGCCAAGGUCGAGAUCCUGUCCAACACCAACGUCACACGAGCUGUGUUCGAUCACCUCGCCACCGAUCCCCCUUUUCUGGUUUUCGAAAUCUUCGAUGUUUUCACAAGUCACGUAUUCCAGGACAAGACGAUUCCACGUCAGACCAAGAGCCGCAUCCUGAACGGUAAGACGUUGUCACGCAUUGCUGGUCUAUACAACUACGACCUGGAGGAAGGCUCGCUCUCAGAAGGCCAAAAAGCGCCAGAUGAGCUGGCCCAUGAGUUUUUGUGCAUGGUCUGCACCGAUCCAGCGUACGGCGUCAUGUUGCCAACAAAUGGCUUCUACCCUUCCACACACGACGACGAUGAAGGCGAUCUUGACGAAGCCGCCGAUAACGGCAACGAGCUGGGACUUGAAUCAGCAGAGACAUUCGACAGGUUAGGCCGGGUGCGCAACGUCAUCCUGUCAGAAUUCAUACAAAGCCAGCGCCCAUACGCAAACACGUCACACCAAAAGCUGGUUAUCGAGAUCUUCAAGGCUUCCCCAGAGCUUGUCGCAGACUACUUCAUCAAACGCAGGGACUUCAACUACGACCCCAAUCUCACCUCUACCUGGAUAGGAUACUCUGCAUUCUUGUUUCAGACCAUUCAACUUCCGGUGCCCAAGUACUUGGGCGUAAAGAGGAACUAUCGCACUCAGCCACCUCCGGUUGCAGCCAUGAUCCAGAGUGUUUUGCCUCAGCCGCUAAACCAGCAGGUGCUCACAAAGUGCUUGAACCACAGCUCAGAUCUGGUUCAGAUGUUUGCAAUUCGCGUACUCAUCGUCGCGCUGCAGAAGCUGCGGAGCAUGACCCAGGAACUGCACGAGGCGAGCGCUAUACGACCGUCAAAACAGUGGGAGCAAGCUUCACAGCGUCUUGUCGCAGAGUUCAGCCGCCGUUGCCCAACGAUAAGAACCGUUUUUCUAGCAUUGAAGAAGCCUGGAUUAAAAACCUUGAAGCGUGAGUCAAUCACAAGACUGUUGAGGCUGUACUACGAAGUCACACCUCAAGUUGCUCUGCAAGAGAAAUUCGACGUUUCGCUGCCGCUAUGUAACGCCCUGGUUGAAGUGGAGAAGCCCACAGGAUCACCAGAGGACACAGCUUUCCGUGUCAUGGAGCUCGAGCACUGGAUUCAGAUGGCACGACACUCGCCCGCAAUGCGUUGGUGGCAGAAGCCCAAGACCCUGCAACACUCGCCAUUUGUCACGCUUCUCAAACUCCUGGUCACUUCGAAGGAGAACGAACUGUACACUGGCGUCAAGUCAUUGCUCAACGCGGUGUUGCAUGACCAGGAGAUGCUACAGACAAAGACCGCGCCUGAUGCUUUGGAUGCGCUUAUUGCCAGUCUCGAGCCGGCCACUGGUUCUGUGCCUUCAGUAGAGGUGCUUGACUUCCUCGAUGACUGUUGUGCGCGGUUCAUCAAAGUACCGAUCAAGUACUUCGACGACCUAGAUGCCAUGUGCGCGAAGGCAUCGCAAGCGCUCGCCGAUAUUGGACCGCUUAGCCCUCUUCUGAUGACCUUGGUCGAGCAGUGGCCGUUCAAGGGCGGUGAGUCUGCAACGGGGCCCGCAGCUGAGGCUCUCGCCCAGUGGCUUUCGAAGCUUCUCUACCUGUUCAACCUCAUUGGCGAGGACGAGUCAGUGUUAGCUUUGGUACGGGACAGUCUAAUUGAGUCAGCCGGCAACGCGUACAAGGAAGUGUUGAAAGACGCUUUCCUGUGGAAGAUGUACAAGGCACGGGCGAAGGAAGCGCUCAAGCUAGCAACCGGUGCAGACUUUAGUGGUUCAGAACGAUCAAGUGCCUCGCCUGUUCCUCAGACAGAGGCUGUAGCCCCAGUCAAGGCUGGGGCAGUGGUGGACCUCGAGCUACCGCCGCAAGAAGAUGAGAAGCAUGCUGGUUUGACGCGAUGGAGGAAGAAGGAGAUUGACGAGGCUAUCGAGGAUGGCGAUGUUGGCGAGUUGCUACUGUGUCUCUGCUCGAAACACCAAGAGAUACGGAUACAAGCCAUCAGUAACGUUCGCCAGCUGAUGGCGACGAUAGGUCCGGACUCCCUCACGCAAGACCUCGGAGCCAUCUACCUCGUCCUCGGCGAAACCCUGGAAUCCGUCGACGCUACCGGCUCUACGCCCUUUCCCUACGUUGGUGGUAUCUUCGCGGCACGCAGCGUGCGCAUUCUCGCUGAUCCAACCCACGUCAUGUUUAGCAAGAUCAACAAGUUCCUGACCACUGCUCCAUCGUGGGACGUUGAUUUUCUGUUACGGAAGUUGUACAGAAGCAUAGUGGGUAGCGAGCCUGAAGAUGACGGUGCGUACCACAAGGAAGUGGAUUGGUUCCUUGAUUACUUGGUGGAUGGACUGCGUACGUCUAGAGACAUGGAGAGCUUCAGGAAGAGCAACAUCUUUGAGCAACUUCUGUCUUUCUAUGCGUCGAGGUCCUGUAGCGGUGCGGCGAAGGAGAAGAUUAUUAGGCUGUUGCUGAGGGCGACGGCGGUUGGGGGGAGUACCACGCUCGUCACGAGGUGUGGAGUUGUCAGCUGGGUGCAGAUGUGUCUUGAUGGACACGACCCAAGGCAUCGUAUGCUGCGGACGCUGGCAUCGCGAGUGCAUGAGACGUGUGAUCAAGGGCGGGUGGCGGAGUGGAGCAACGGAACGAUAGCAGAGGCUGUUGCAUCGCUGAUCAAGGUUGGAGCAUGA